CAAAGCAGUUCUUCUAACUUGAUGCUUCCUGUUGAUCAUAAAAUACAUCCUCCUUCAAAUUUAGAAGAAUGGUUAUCAAAAAAUCACAUUGAAGACUGGCCUUUUAUGAUUGAAAAAGAUUAUUGUUGUCAUGUUGAUUCUUCUAGUAAUGAAAAGAUUUCUGAUAAGUUCAAGACAAAUUUAUUAUUUCAAAGCAAAACUUUGGACAGUUUAAGUUUCCAAGUUGAAUCACUCGAUAAAACAAUUCAAGAAUAUUCAUCAUUCUUUUUUGAAACUUCAGAUGUGGCUUUUCAUAAAGAACAAAUACAUAUUAACUUUGAAAUGGAACGAAACAGAGAUGAAAGAAUUCGAAAAUCUAAAAAGAGGAAAGAAAAAAGUUUGAAAGGCAAUGACUCAGAUAAUGUUUUCCCUGGUUUCUCACACAAUGAUUUUACAGCUUUACCUGCAGGCUUUGAAAUACAUCAAAUAUUUAAUUUCGUUUUAAAGAAUGAAAAAUUCAAAAUUAGCAAAAGAUUAAUAAAAUACGUAAUUUCUAAUGCUUCAAUUGCAGUUCUAAAUGAUUUAUUUUGGUUGAUAUAUUUGCAACUUUUGAGUCAGCAGUCACAAGAAAAGUUUCAUUUCUUUAAUCGAAUAUCUAAAAGUUUUGUGUUACUGCUUCUAAGUAUACCAUUUAAUGAUAAAGAUUCUUUUUUAAAGUUGUACCCAGACUGUUUAUGUCAAGCAAUAUACUUGAUGUUUAAUGUAUCUUCAACUUUUGACUAUCUGUUUGCUGAUUGGUUGAUUAAAACUGUUUUUUAUUGGCUGACUGGUGUAAUUCCAAACGUGGAUGAAGUUACAAAAUCAUGGAAUGUUGAGACUCUUAAUCUUCCAACAUUUUUAAAAGAGCAUACAAAUAAAGAAGAAUUGACCAAAAAUAAUGAUAAUUCAGAUGCAAAAGAUAUGAAAGAUUUGUUUUUUAAACAUUUAGAAAAAAAUAUGGUGUUAACUUCUUUCAAGAGAAAUCUUCCAUCAUAUAAAUUUAAUAUUAAAAUGGAAAAAUUUAUUCCAUCAUGCAAAAUUUUGAAACAAAAGCAGCCUGAAAUUCUUCUCAGCCCACUUGUUUCCCAAUAUUUAAGUUCGAAAUCUUUGCAAACUGAAAUCGAUGUGAUGCAAGCAGCAAAAGCAAAUAUCAAUAAUCCAAUCAACCAAUCAAAAGCAAAUAUCAAUAAUCCAAUCAACCAAUCAAAAGCAAAUAUCAAUAAUCCAAUCAACCAAUCAAAAGCAAAUAUCAAUAAUCCAAUCAACCAAUCAAAAGCAAACAUAAAAUAUCAUCAAGCUUGUGAAAAUAAAGAGAGAAAAGAAAAUCACAGUGAUAAAGUUUUUAUAAGUUUGGUGUCUAGUUAUUUUAAAGAAUCAAAAACAAGAUAUGAAGAAUACAAAGCCCUUACUUCACAAUUGCAACAAAAGCUUCGUCGAAUAAGAAUUCAAAGUACUAAAGACAAAAAUAAAUUACAAAAAUUUCACAAAGAUCUUCUUUUGAAUCAAAAUGAAGUAAAAAUAUUAUGUGAUACAAUCAUGGCUUCUAGGUCUUUUAGCCGACCAAGUACUCAUACAACAAAUGAAACAUCCGAAGGUGAUAAGGACGAGUAUGGAACAAUCGAAGAUGAAAAAGACGAGUACAGAACUUAAAAUGAGUUUUAAUUUUUUUUAUUUGUAAAUGUUUAUUUAUUGUUUAAUACGAAACGUUCAAAUAAA
Hydra vulgaris (swiftwater hydra) is the source of this 1734-nucleotide messenger RNA. Its product is annotated as protein FAM227B. The record is from RefSeq and is a predicted model, not a curated record. NCBI's taxonomy places the organism in Eukaryota, Metazoa, Cnidaria, Hydrozoa, Anthoathecata, Hydridae.